GUAGAGCAGCUUUGUACUGUCGUAGUAUCAGCUAUGUAAAGUGUGAAGUAGCAAGAAGCGGUUUGUAGUGUCCGUUUUUCAGAACUCCUAAAACAUGGGAAGUUAUUUGGAUGACUAACUUCAGUCAAGGAGAUCGGUUUUCUUUCGUCAAACAUCUCGAAUGGUGUUCGUCACGAAUGUACUUAAACUGGUCUUCAGUGACAGUCUCGGGUGGUGAGAGAUGGACUUCUGUACGAAUAUCCUGGUUACUGGAGGGUCGGGGUUCAUUGGGUCCCAUUUCGUCUGUUCCUUGGUCAACAGACAUCCAGACUGGCGCAUUGUCAAUUUGGACAAUAUGGACUACUGUGCGAGUGCACGCAGCCUGGAACAGGUUGAAGAGAGAGACAACUACACGUUCAUCAAGGGGGACAUUUGCAAUCCACCCUUGGUAAACCACAUCUUCGCCACAGAAAACAUAGAUAUUGUUUUUCAUCUGGCCGCCAAAACACACGUUGAGUCUUCCUUCGUCUGUCCAUCAACAUACCAUAGGGUGAACGUGGAAGGGACGCGCGUGCUACUGAAGGGAGCUUUCGAUGCCAAGGUGGACAAGUUUGUUUACAUCAGCACAGACGAGGUUUACGGACAAAGCCUGGAUAAGGCGUUUGAGGAGACUAGCCCAAGACGACCCUCCAACCCAUACUCCAACACCAAAGCAGCCGCAGAACGUCUGGUGUUGUCCUACUGGGAGAAGUACAGGUUUCCUGUGAUCGUGACAAGGAGCAACAACGUAUAUGGACCCAGACAGUUCACUGAAAAGGUUAUUCCAAGAUUCAUCUCUCUUCUGCAAAACGACAAGAAGUGUACCAUACAAGGCACAAGGCCCCAGUCUCGCCACUUCCUGUUUGUGGAGGAUGUUGUUGAGGCCCUUCUCAUCAUUCUGGAGAAAGGGAUUGUGGGAGAAAUCUACAACAUUGGGGCCGACUUUGAAAUCUCCAUCAUCCAGCUGGCCAGAGAGCUAACCAAGAUGGUUAAGAACGUGCCGGACACGGACCUGGGUGACUGGUUAGAGUUUGUUGCAGAGCGGCCCCAGGUUGACCUCAGGUACCCCAUCAACUCGGACAAGCUGAGGCGUCUGGGCUGGGCGCCGGCCGUGUCCUGGGCCCAGGGUAUCAGGACCACAGGUCAUCUUUUGCCAUUUGCAGUGAAAUGGUACCAAGACAAUCCAGCCUUCUGGGAGGAGUUUACAGAACAGCCAAUCAGUUGUGAGCCUCACACUCAGGACCAAUAGACACACUGGAGAUGAAGGAACAUCUUAUGGUUGAAAAGAGACACAAAUGUUUUGUAUGACAAUGACCAAGAUGGAUUGUACAGCUUUUUAAAAAGGAUAUAAAAAAGAUUUAACAAGCCAGACUGUUUUUGUUUUUUUGACUCAAGUGAAACAGUCCUAGAACAGAGCCAAACAUGCUCUGAGUGCGGACUAAAUUAUAAUGAGUCAUAACCAUGAAAGUGAUCAACAAUAUACCUCCUCCACCUCAAGUAACACAAACAUUAGUUACGUAUUUGCCAAGUCCAAACUUUUAAUUUUGGUAAAAUCAUACAAUAAAUGCACAGGUAAGUGUUCUCGUGCAGUGCACAGCCUCUAAACUGAAUAUUACAUUUUACAUACUACAUAAAGCAAAUACUAACUAGUGGGCCACUUGCUGAGUAGGAAGAGUGUUGUGCCAGCCAAAAGCCCCACAAACUCUCACAUCUUUUCUUGUACCAAAGAUGUUUCGCUUUAGCUGUGGCUUGCCAAAUACUCGCUCAAGAACUCACCAAGGCCCAAAUAUACACACACAACAAUAGAGCAGAACCACAUGGUUUUGUUUUCUUUCAGAUUGCCAUGUGCCAGACAUUCACUGGGGGGAGGGGGGGAGAAAACUCAGAAACAAAAGAAACUAAAUUGAAUUGGAGAAUCUGGAAUCUGGACACUUAUUUGCACUAGUACAUGUUUUCUUUUUAGAAAAUGGUUUUGAUCAUUUUUAUCCAAACCUUGGCAUUGGUUGGUUGUUUCAAAUUUUGAUUGCCAAUUACAUGAUAACGGCUGAUUAGAUGUAACUGCAAUGAAGCCUGCAGUAGGUGUUGUAACAGGUGUUUUGAUAUGAGUCCAAUAUGACUUUGACAUUAAAAAGCUCACACUACCCCGAAAAAUAUAAAUUUCCACGCAUACCGGUGACAUUCAACAUUCAAGUGCCAGUGUUUUUGUUCUGUCUUUUGGUCAAGUUUCUUAAACUAUCACUUUUUAGGCUUAUAAAAAUAAAUAUUUCUCAAAAAUGCUUAAUAAAUUACACAAACUAGCAGCGAAAGUAGAAUCUAGUACUGUGUGCAAAUAGCUAAAUUCCAAGACUGCUACUGUACUAACCCCUGGUCCCAAAUAAAUCCUGGUUUAAAUAGUGAUAACACUUUCCCCUUUCUGAAACAAGCUGCGUUUCUCAUAACUUCACACACACUUCUGAAGCUUCAUAACCUCACACACACACUUCCGAAGCUUCACAAGGACACGUACUCAAGACAACAUUUAUAUAAAACUCUAAAUGUGCAAUAAAAGAACUUUCUGUAAAACUUGAUGGGCAAACAUCACAAAGGGGCCUAGACCUAACUUAAGUAGCACCAAUCAAUCUUAAGUUAUCACAACACUGUCAGUGCAUCUGUUCCAUGACCACCAAGUCAAUGUUAUCUUAUUCAAAUGUCAAGGCACGACACACUGAGAAUAUAUAUGCAUCUAUUGCACUUUAAAGUUAAAUGCCUUUUCCUGCAAAUGUUUGGCCAAACCUUCACAUGGAGAAAGCCUGUAUGCCAGUGAGACAGGCUGGCCAGUGAUUUUACAAAAUGCACCUACACGACCCAUCCCUCAAGGGAAGAAUAGCUGCAUUGAUUUUGUGUAGGAAAAUAUGAGCGCCCGGUCACAUGGGAUAGAUGCACCAGCCAAGGAACACUGCAAACUUCUCCAGCAGUGCACUGGAAAGCAAAACUACACUUCCCAUCAACCCCCUUGCUACGGGUGCAGUUCUCCAGUUAGCUCUGUACAUGACCGACCCUCGCUGACCCUGACCUGCCUGGGCCCCUGACCACCUCCCUGGACUCUACGUGGAAGAGCUUGUAUCUCGACACAGUUGACCCGAGAAUGUCUUUCGGAUUCAAACGCAGCUUGAAAAAAAUUAAAAUAAACUAUAAAAUUGAAUAAAAAAAA
Molecule: messenger RNA, 3208 nt
Organism: Hypomesus transpacificus
Lineage: Eukaryota; Metazoa; Chordata; Actinopteri; Osmeriformes; Osmeridae
Product: dTDP-D-glucose 4,6-dehydratase-like
Exons: 12
Coding region: 221-1267 (348 amino acids)
Biological process (GO): nucleotide-sugar metabolic process
Molecular function (GO): dTDP-glucose 4,6-dehydratase activity
Source: RefSeq, a predicted model, not a curated record